CUGACAUUGAGCGCAUCCUGGAAAAUGGGACUGGACAGGAUUUGCCUUCUAAGCCUCUUAUUACAACUGGCAGGAGCAAUUCUGGACAUCACUCUAAUGGCUAAUGUUCUGAGUCCAUCGUACACUAGCUUCUAUCUCUCAUGUGUGACGAGUGAACGGAAUGCCAGCCUACAGAUUGUCAGAGACAAUAGAAUUAUCAUGACACAUCCCAAAUCCAAGCUCCAGACGUACAAGAACAACAGCAAUGAAGUGCAGAUGCGAGGAUUCUCCCGGGCAGACCUGGUGGGCAUCAUCUAUUGCUUGGGGAAAACUCAGUCAGAAGAAACCAGAGUGGUCUAUGUACACAACAACAUGAAUGCCAACCUAAUUCCAGAAAAGGUGACACAAACAGUCAGCCUCCACCAGACAGCUGUGCUUGUUGCCAAGAUAAAGUACGGGAAGAACGCAGACAUCUUGUGGAAAAGGAAUGGGACCUACCAUGAUAUCAUGGACCAGGGUGAGGUGAAGGAGGGUCAGUCCACACUGACUUUGCCAACCGUUAGCAGAGGUGACAGUGGGAUUUAUAGUGCUGCAUUCCUAGGAGACAGCCCUUUGUCAAAUGCCUUCUUCAGGCUGAUUGUGCGAGGCUGUGUAGCCAACAAAUGGGGAUCUUCUUGUGACAAAGACUGUCCUGACUGCCGAAAUGGAGGUGUUUGCCACCAUAUUGUUGGAGAAUGCAUCUGUCCACCAGGUUUUAUGGGUACCCGCUGUGAGAAAGCUUGUAGGGAAGGCAUGUUUGGCCGAAACUGCCAGGAGAAGUGCCGAAGUGAUCAGGGCUGCAGGGGUCUGGCCUUAUGCUUGCCUGAUCCAUAUGGUUGUUCCUGUGCCCCUGGAUGGAGUGGGCUACAAUGUGACUCAGCCUGUUCCCCUGAGAAGUAUGGCCCCAAUUGUGCCCUGCAAUGUCAUUGUGAAAAUGGAGGCACUUGUAACCGGUUCAGUGGCUGCAUCUGCCCAGCUGGGUGGCACGGACAGCACUGCGAAAAGUCAGAUCGGAUACCCCAGCUCAUCGAUUUGCCUUCUCACUUGGAGUUUAAUGUAGGCUCUCAGCCUGUAGUUACUUGCACGGCAACAGGCAACCCACCCCCUGUGCGUGACAGCAUUGAAUUGCGCAAGGUCGAUGGAACAGUGAUCAUGCCUACGAAAGCCAUCAUGGAAAAAGAUAAGACGACCUGUGAAUUUCAAGUUCCACCAGUGACCCUCUCUGACAUGUGUCUCUGGGAAUGCCGUGUCUCUACUACUGGAGGGCAGGAUAGUGGCAAGUUCAAGGUCACCGUGAAAGUGCCUCCUGUGCCACUAAGCCCACCCACGCUCCUGGCCAAGAAGAGUCGACAGCUUACCAUAUCUCCCAUAGGGCACAUUUCUGGGGAUGGACCCAUCAUUUCCAUCAAGGUUCUCUACAAGCCCCAACUUGGCUCUUCACAUUGGUUAGCUAUUGUAGUUGGCAAUGCCCAAAAUGUCACCCUGACAAAACUGCUACCUGUCACUGCUUACCUGGUUAAAGUUCAGCUUACACGCCCUGAAGUUGGAGGGGAAGGUGCACCCGGACCUGUGGCGGUGAUGGUAACAGAGUGCCAAGAGCCAACAGCCAAGCCUGUGAUUGAAAAUAUAUUUUUUGAAGGGAGCCAAAAUCUGUGUGCAAACUGGAACUUGCCCAAGAGCGACACUGUGGGCUCUGGGUUCCUUGUCCAGCUCUAUGACCCAGCCAAAGAGCUUGUGCAUCGGGAGAACAUUACUUCCAUGACUGUGCAGUCUGCCUGUAUCCCAAACCUUAAAUUCAACAAGGAGUAUAGCCUGGAAGUGCUAGUUUAUCAUUGUGCCAGCCUGGGACCACCAUCUGAUCCCUACAAGGUCAAGAUCAACAGCAAAGGCCCUUCUUCCCCAUUGUCUCUUGCAGUGGAACGCCUCACUGACAGCAGUGUCAAGCUCACAUGGCUGCCCCCCGAAUAUCCCAAUGGUGGCAUCAACAAGUACAUUGUAGAGGUGCAACAGCUGGGGGGUACCACCGAACCACAAUGGGUGGACACAGAAAAUGGCUGGGACACAACCAAGGUCAUUGUGGGGCUCAACAGUAGCAUUCUCUAUCAGUUCAGAGUGCGAGCCAAGUCCUACGUACCAGGCGAGUGGAGCACACCUGUGAGGGCUGAGAACUUGGGUGAUGGAGCACUGAGCCAAGAACCCACCCUAGGGAGCAGAAAUCCGUCUCCUUCCAACAUGGAUAAGCAGCUGCUGUUGGCAAUUGUCGGCUCCGUCUCUGUCACCUGCCUGACCAUCUUGUUUGCCCUUCUGGCUCUUUUCCUGAUCAAGAAAAACUUCUUCCAUCGACGUCGGACAUUCACUUACCAGUCGGGCUCUGGAGAAGAGACCAUCCUGCAGUUCAACUCAGGCACGCUGACCCUGACCCGCCGACCCAAGCCACAGCCUGAGCCUCUCAGCUACCCCAUCCUGGAGUGGGAAGACAUCAAGUUUGAGGACAUGAUAGGAGAAGGCAACUUUGGACAAGUCAUCCGAGCCAUGAUCAAGAAAGACGGCCUGAGAAUGAACGCUGCCAUCAAGAUGCUGAAAGAAUUUGCCUCUGAGAAUGACCACCGGGACUUUGCUGGAGAGCUGGAAGUGCUCUGUAAGCUGGGCCACCAUCCAAAUAUCAUCAACCUGCUGGGAGCCUGUGAGAAUAAGGGAUACCUGUAUAUCGCUAUUGAAUAUGCACCUUAUGGGAACUUGCUAGACUUCCUUCGCAAGAGCAGAGUCUUGGAGACAGAUCCAGCCUUUGCCAGAGAACAUGGAACAGCUUCAACCCUCACAUCUCAACAACUCUUGCAGUUUGCCUCUGAUGUGGCCAAAGGCAUGCAGUACUUAAGUGAAAAGCAGUUUAUCCACAGAGACUUGGCUGCCAGAAACAUCCUGGUGGGAGAAAACUUGACUUCCAAAAUUGCUGAUUUUGGCUUAUCCCGGGGGGAGGAAGUUUACGUGAAGAAGACAAUGGGACGCUUGCCAGUUCGUUGGAUGGCCAUCGAAUCCUUGAAUUACAGCGUAUACACAACUAAAAGUGAUGUGUGGUCGUUUGGGGUCCUCUUGUGGGAAAUUGUCAGCCUGGGAGGAACACCAUACUGUGGCAUGACAUGUGCUGAGCUAUAUGAAAAGCUGCCCCAAGGAUACCGUAUGGAGAAGCCCCUCAACUGUGAUGAUGAAGUCUAUGAGCUAAUGCGGCAGUGCUGGCGGGACCGACCAUAUGAACGCCCACCUUUUGCUCAGAUCUCAGUGCAGCUCAUCCGCAUGUUGGAAGCUAGGAAGGCCUAUGUGAACAUGGCUUUGUUUGAGAACUUCACCUAUGCAGGAAUCGAUGCAACAGCUGAAGAGGCAUGAUGGGACUGAGCUCUGGCUUCGACACAAAGAGGACACACAUGAAACAGGACUCUUCUGUAUAUAAAUAUGCCUUUUGACCACAAUCUUGUUAUGCUGGCUGUGCUGGGCACAGGGCAUACCUGUACAACUUCCAGUCUAGAGCAUCUUGCACAGACCUAGUCCUCAUACCAAUUUCUCCUUCCUAUGCCACAGAAGCAUUGCAUUGUGCCUCAAGACUUCACCGUACUAAAAAGAGUCAUGGGGCUCUCGAGGAGAUGACAUAGCUAUAAAGCUUUGCCACUGACUCAUCUUUCUCAUGAACUUUUGUAUGGUUCAUAUUCCUAUUUCCACAAACGAACUGCAUGAAAAGUGUUUGAACUGCCAGUGCAAUGUCCUGCCUGUCUCCUUGAAUGAUAGCGUGGAAUGUGCACACCAAAUGAGGGCAGAGCAUUCUGCAAAGAGACAGGUGGUCUUGAAAUCAGCAAGGAGAUGAAGAGAGAAGAAUCAGACAAAUUGUGCUGGAAUCAGAGCAACAGAGAGCUUCCAUCCUCUGUGUACACACUGUAGAUAAGCCCCCUGUAUACUGUUAGGCAUAGUGAGGCAUCUAUUUUAGAGAUGGAGAUGCAUGGUGCCAGGCGCUAGGAUUACAGAGUGGUGUGGGGUAUGUAGUCUAUCCUUCAUGGUCCAAAUUGGUCUGCUGAGCACACAAAUUUAUUGUGCCAGCUCUAGCCAUAGUGUUGAAAAAAGGUUGACCUGCCAGUACACUUAGCUACUGUACAUUGAAUGGAGGGGGUGUGCCAUUUAUCCUUGACUAUAGCCAGGAAAAUAUCUUGGGCCACAUUUCACUAUAGUUUUGAGCUCUUGCCAUACAGCUCUAAGUCAGAAUUUACCUGCUACCUACCUGGCAGUCUGUUGGAAACAAGGGAAUAAAGGUCAUUCACAUUCCUUUUCCCCACUCCCUCCUUCACUCCUUCAGCCCUUAUUUAUGUGCAGGAAGACAGGAAUGUGAAAAUGUUAUCCAUUCACUGAGUCCAGACACCAGGCCAGGAACAGCAUUUGUUCACUUGCAAAAUUGCCACUGCCACUUCUGAGAAUUGUUCCUUGAAAACACUUGCCAGCCAGUAUAGACACUGCUGGCUUGAUAGGCAAAAUCUUGCAGAAUUAGCUUGGGCUUUUAGCACUGUACCUCAUGCCAUUUCUUUGCUACCCACUCUUUGCCAUGUCUUGGUUUAGGACCUGCACAAAUCCCGUGGAAAGCUGUCCUGCCAUCAGUGUGCUUCUGACCAAGAGGCAAAUUCCCAUCUUCUGUUUCUCUGAUGUGUCCUCACACUUCUUUUCACAGGCUCCUCCUGCUACUUUUUCAGGGAUGGUAUGCACAUUAAUAUCUGUUUUUAAAACUGGAGGAAUAUGUUAACACAAAGGAAGUAUUCCACUGGUGUAGAUGAGUCUGUGAUCUAAUCUAUCAGCACACUUCUUAGGUUUUUCAUAUGUAUACAAGAAUAUUCAUGGUUGUAUUAUGUGACAGGAGGAACCACUGCUCAGUGGAAGAGCACAUGCUGUGCAUGGAUUACACCUAAACUUUAAGAAAUACUUAUUUACUGUAAGAACAGAAUAGAAAGUGUAAUAGAAGGUCUUCUGAAGGUGGAAGGUCCUUAUUUGGAGUUCUUUAAAGAGAAGUUGGAUGGUCAUAUUUCAGGGGUGCUUUAGUUGUGUAUUGUUGUAUGGCAGAGGGUUGACCAGUCGAACUCUAAGAUUCUAUUAAUCUAUUUGCCACAUUAGUUAAAUUCCACUGAGUCCUACACUUAAAAUCUGGUAAUCCAUUGGGUUCAUCACAUUCGUUUGGGUUAAAAUAUAGAGUGUAUCAUUCUUCGAGGUGUCAGGAUCAAUACCUGGUAUGUCCAGUUAGAAAGGUCAGCUAGUGAGUGACGGCAAGGGGAAAGGGAAACUCUGGGAGCUGCUUCCAGUAAAAGAAUACAAUAUUUGGCAAUAUUGGACUAAUAAUUCAAUGCAGUGCAGGUAGCUUUUUGUGAAUAUAGGAAGGCUUUAUUGUUACAGAUGCUUUUGCACAAUUUCUGUAUCCCUGCCGCCACCAGAAAGAACAAUGUGAACAGAGUUGACCCUUGAAGGCAGACAGACAGAUGGCCACAAAUGGAUUGAUGUAACCCACAGGGAUUAACAGUAGUUUGUAACUAGCAAGUUGUUCAAGGCUGAUAUUGAAAGAAAGGAAAUACGUUGUCAGAAAUUAACUGAAGCUAAAUUGGAGGGGGGGGGGGAGGAAGGAGACAACUGCAGCUGUGGUUGGAACAUUGUUUGGACUUUGGGAUGAUACUCCAGCUUUGUGUGGAACUGGAACAUCUAGGAGCGUUAGAACUUUAAUAGUGGCAACACUGCUGUAAAGACACCACAUAACGAAACCAAAGAAUGCUGCGUAUACCACAAGUCAGUUACACACCAACCUUACCUCUGAGAAAAAAGAUUUGCCCUUCCUACAUCACACGCAUGCAGAGUGACGUGAAAAACUGAGCCUCGUAUUAGCUUGCGGUCUAAAGUAAGUGUUGUCGCAAUGUUUUCAAAACAAGAACAAUGGAGUUGGAUAAAGAUAGAAUGUGCCAGAGGUCAUACAGCAUGACAGUGUCAUCAAGGUCUUCAAGAGGCUUGCGGGGAAUCUGCAUUGCCUUACAGAACAGUGGCAAGGGGGGUAAAAGCCUUCAACAAAGGAUGCCAAAAUGUGGCAGACAUGCAUCAGCCAGAUCAUCCUAGUGUCAGCGAAGCGGAAGUGAAUGGUCACUAUCGUGGAUAGUGAUCGACGCCAUACGAUUCAUGAGAUGGCUCGAAACACAGGAUUUGCACAUACGACUGUGCUCCACAUUCUGAAGGAGAAAAAUUGCUUCAUGAUGGGUUCCACAUCAUUUGACCGAAAUGCAAAAAUGUCUACAAUACAAUGCUGCUUGUACCUACCUGGAGCACUGUGAGCGCGUAGGAGAGGCUUUCUUAUUCCAUAUCAUUACACUGUAUGAGACUUGGACCAGAUCGUACCAUUCAGAACUGAAUCGCCAAUUGAACGAAUGGCGUAAUUAUAGGUCACCACAAAGUUCGAAAUUUCAUCAGAACUCCAGCAAUGUGAAAGUUAGGUAAUUCUUGUGUACAACUGUGAUGGUGUCACCCUAAUGCAUACCGUUCCCCCACAUCAGACCAUCAAUGCGCAGUAUUACUGCUCAUUUUUGGAACACCAUCUCAGACCAGCUUUGAGAAAAAAACGGUGACACUUUCUGCAGAACGCCCCUAUCAUUUUGCAUGAAAAUGCUUGACCACAUGCAGUGCAAGCUGUGGCUGAUUUGCUUGAUCGAUGGGGCUGGGAAGUGCUGGCCCAUCCACCAUACACCCCAGACGUAAGCCCUUGUGACUUUGACUUAAUUUCUAAGAUGAAGAACCACUUUGUGGCAUUCGCUUCAGAACUGUUCCAGAGAUUCUUGGGGCAGUAGACCGCUCCAUUCGAACUAUCAACAUAAUAGGCGCUGCAACAGGUGCCCUGCAACUUCCAAAUCAUUGGUAACAGGUUAUACACAAUGCUGGCGACUAUAUUGAAGGACUGUAAAACAUAGUGGCAUGUAUCACUUUUGUAUUAUAUGUAAAUAAAUAGUUGCCACUAUUAAAGUUCCAACCCUCGUAUGAGGGAAAUGAGAGUAAAACCUAAGUAUCCUUUCCCUCUUAUACGCACUGCCUUGGCUGCAACAGGGUUGCUGAAAGAUGAUCUCACCCUAAGAAGCAUGGUUCAGCAAGGUGAAAAAAGGACUAUAUGACUGUUUAUUCCUUAGCAAUUCUUUGCUGCCUCCAAUUUAUAUGUAAUAAAUGAUGUGUACAAAGCAAAA
Molecule: messenger RNA, 7247 nt
Organism: Anolis sagrei ordinatus
Lineage: Eukaryota; Metazoa; Chordata; Lepidosauria; Squamata; Anolidae
Gene: TIE1
Product: tyrosine kinase with immunoglobulin like and EGF like domains 1
Biological process (GO): positive regulation of angiogenesis; multicellular organism development; cell surface receptor protein tyrosine kinase signaling pathway
Cellular component (GO): plasma membrane; signaling receptor complex
Molecular function (GO): transmembrane receptor protein tyrosine kinase activity; protein binding; ATP binding
Source: RefSeq, a predicted model, not a curated record